Acaromyces ingoldii is the source of this 1020-nucleotide messenger RNA. RefSeq names its product ribosomal protein L16. Gene Ontology annotation, molecular function: rRNA binding; structural constituent of ribosome. The record is from RefSeq and is a predicted model, not a curated record. Gene Ontology annotation, biological process: mitochondrial translation. Lineage: Eukaryota; Fungi; Basidiomycota; Exobasidiomycetes; Exobasidiales; Cryptobasidiaceae. Gene Ontology annotation, cellular component: ribosome; mitochondrial large ribosomal subunit. Bases 226 to 936 code for a protein of 236 amino acids. The transcript has 3 exons.
UCCAGGUUGUCCCACUUUGAGUAAUUGAGCUUGCCAACCAUGGUUCCCGUCACUACCUGUCGUGAGCUGUAGUGUUUGAUGGCUGAGAAUGGCCUAGAAAAGUCCGUGCACCUUCUUCAGUUUCUGUCAUCUUAGCCCACGUGCAAAGUUUUAGUCGGUCACAUCUUUUCUUCCUGCCCAGCCCUAAACCUGCAGUCUCACUUCUCACCAAAAGACAAGACAAGGAUGUUCUCGUCACUGACGAGCGCCCUGGCGGGGCUGUCCCUUCGCUCGUCAUCAGCAGGACUCGUUGCGUCCUCAUCGCGAUCUCCGAUUCAUUCGAAUGGGCCAACCAUCUUUGCUAGGAACAAAUCUCAGCUCGCGCCUCGUCGGACAAAGUAUCGCAAGGCGCACAAAGGCCGGGUCCCCAUGCCGACGGGCGGCUCCCUCAAGGGCACGACCCUGAACGAAGGAGAGUACGGGCUGAGGCUUCUGGCUCCCGCUCGGCUCUCGGCGAAACAGCUGCAGAGUGCAGAGACGGCCCUCAAGCGCAAGCUCAAAGUCGUCAAGGGCGCCCAGGUGUUUCUGAGAGUGUUUCCGGAUAUCCCCGUGUGCGUGAAGGGCAACGAGACAAGAAUGGGCAAGGGAAAGGGCAGUUUUGAGUUCUGGGCAUGCAGAGCACCGGUCGGGCGUGUCAUUUUUGAGGUCGGAGGACCAGUCGAGAUUCGACCAGAGGUGGCAAAGGAGGCACUCCGACUGGCAUCGGCCAAGCUGCCUGUCCCGACGGAAUUCCUCACGAGGAGCACCGCACCGAGGCUGGGGAACCUCGUGGAGACUUCCAUUCCGGCGAGAAGUGCAGCGGCCAGAGGAGGCGCAGGUAUCGUCGAACCUGCGCCUGCACCUACGUCCGUUCAAGCUACCGCUUCUGAAGCUUCGGCCACGGCUGCCACUGCAUAAUGACAUUUCUCCUCAUCUGUAUACAUAAUAUAUGAAGGAUUCGUCCAGACGAAAGUCGUACCCUUUGUAGUGCGAAUGUGGCAC